AUGGGAAUGUGGGAGGAAGCGAGUGACCCAGUGAUGGGGAAGAAGGAUAAAAAUGAGGAGCGGAAGGAGAGAAUCCUGAAUCUCACACUGGAGAUUAUCUAUCUGCUGACUGGAGAGGGCUACGUCAUCCCUAAGAAGAAGAGCCCAACUGUGGGUUUGGGGGCCCUGCAUGCCCCUGGCUCCGUCAUACAGAAGGAAAAUGACAAGAAGAUCCUGGAACUCAUCUCCAACAUCAUCCAGCUGCUGACUGGAGAGGUUGCCAUAAGGUGUGAGGAUGUUUCCAUCUAUUUUUCCUUGGAGGAGUGGGAGUAUAUAAAAGGAAACAAGGCCCUUUACAGGGAAGGGAUAAAGGAGGAGGAGGAGCCCCAGCAGCUCCGCCCACUGGCAGCCUGUGAGUAUAAAGAUGGGAGCGAUGUUACAGCACAUACGGAAGCAACUUUAUGUUGUAAUAAUGAUGGGAAUCUCACACACCCUGAUGUUUCUCCAGCGGAACAGCCCCCACCGGCCAAUGGGAUUAAAGAGGAAGAGGCUUCAUGUGAAGGGGGAAACCAAUCAGAUUGCAGCAUUAAUCCCCUUACAAAACAGAUACAGGGAACAGACACGCCUACUCCUAUCAUGGGGAGCAGCCUGAAUAACAGCUCGGCAGUUAAUUAUGCAUCAAAUCAUAUUAAGGAGGAGUUAAUUUCUUCAUGGGAAGGGGCAAACCAAUCAGAUUGCAGCAUUAAUCCACUCACAGAAAAGAUUGAGGGAACAGAUACACCUACUCCUAUCAUGGGAUGCAGCCUGAAUAACAGCCCUAUAAAAAUGACGUGUAAUAAAUACAAUGAAAAUGCAGCUAGGUCCCCACAUAAAUCUCACUCAGCAAAGAACCCAUCCAGCCACAAUGAGCGAAGCUUUGAUACCCAUCAAGCAAUCCAAACAGGAGAGAAACGAUUCCCUUGUUCUGAGUGUGGGAAAUGGUUUGCUUCCCAAAAAUAUCUUAGUUUCCAUCAGAGAAUCCACACAGAAGAGAAACCUUAUUCCUGCCGUGAAUGCGGGAAAUGUUUAUCAACGCAAGCGAGCCUUGAUCGCCAUUACAGAACCCACACACGGGAUAAAGAUUCCUUUUGUUCAGUGUGUAAAAAAUAUUAUUCAAACCCGUCGUUUCUUAGAAUCCACCAAGAACGAGCCCACGCAAAAGAGAAACCAUUUUCUUGUUCGGAAUGUGGGAAGCGCUUUAUUAAUGAAACGGAACUCACUGUCCAUCGGCGGCGGACUCACACAGGGGAGAAACCAUUUGUAUGUCCUGAUUGUGGGAAAUCUUAUUCCAGCACCACAAACCUCACUAUCCAUUACAGAACCCACACAGGGGAGAAACCGUAUCCCUGUCCUGAUUGUGGGAAACGUUUUGCUACUUUAUCAUCUGCUACUACACAUCGACAGAGAAUUCACACAGACGACAAACCGAUUUCCUGUCCCGAAUGUGGGAAACGUUUCAUUACAGUAUUUGAACUCACUGCCCAUCAGAGAAUGCACACGGGAGAGAAACCUUUUUCUUGCACUGAAUGUGACAAAUCGUUUGCACGUAAGGGCAGCCUCAAAACACAUUUUCUGGAAAUUCACGCAGAUUGAAACCCAUUGGCUCCUUGUCAUCGUGUGGAAAAAGUUGUAAACUUUUGUUUUUUUACAUCAUUUAUAUCCUGUUCAUUUUCAAAAUACUUGGCAAUUUCGACAAAUAUAAAGGGGCUGUUUAUGAACGUU
Messenger RNA from Xenopus tropicalis (tropical clawed frog), 1740 nucleotides. RefSeq names its product oocyte zinc finger protein XlCOF7.1-like. Gene Ontology annotation, biological process: regulation of DNA-templated transcription. The record is from RefSeq and is a predicted model, not a curated record. The coding region runs from base 1 to 1611 and encodes 536 amino acids. NCBI's taxonomy places the organism in Eukaryota, Metazoa, Chordata, Amphibia, Anura, Pipidae. Gene Ontology annotation, cellular component: nucleus. The transcript is spliced from 5 exons.